Oppiella nova is the source of this 1531-nucleotide messenger RNA. NCBI's taxonomy places the organism in Eukaryota, Metazoa, Arthropoda, Arachnida, Sarcoptiformes, Oppiidae. The record is from the annotation of a GenBank genome assembly.
GAGUGGAGCGCAUAGUGCGCUGCCAUUGGCUGUCGUAGUGGUUGUGUGAGUGUGAGAGUGAGUACCAUAAGAGCCAUUGAGUGUAUUGCGAGCCUUAACUGGCAUUGAGUCAGACGUGCGGUGGAGUUGUGUGGAUACAGACGUGUCAGUCGUUUACUCUCUCAUUGCAUACGUUUGCCAUUUGCUGUAUAGUUGUAUAGCUGUAGUGUCGGUGCUCUCACUCCCCUAUCCUACCAGUGCUACCAGUGCUCAGCGAAGCCCACAGUGUUUGUGUUGACACCGGGACACCGGCCCACCACUGACCACAUUACCCCUAUCACUACCACUUGGAUGUUGAUGACCACUUGUGUCUCGUGUAUGUCGUGUUGAUCAUUGAUGUCCCAAAUGAAGACAACCCCUCGCGAUAGAGAGCCCUUCGAGAAGUGCUAUCGAGUGGGACCAGUGCUCGGGAAGGGCGGCUUCGGCACCGUCUAUGCCGGCACACGGAUUAAGGACUCAUUGGCGGUGGCCAUUAAGCACAUCAGCAAAGACAAGGUGACGGCUUGGGAAGGGUGUUCGGGACACCGAUUGCCUCUCGAGAUAAGUCUCCUGCGAAAAGUGGAUCACAUCUCAGGUGUGAUAAAACUGAUCGAUUGGUACGAAAGGAGCGAUUCGUUUAUCAUUAUAAUGGAGAGACCGGAAGCCGUCAAAGACUUGUUCGACUUCAUCACCGAAAAGGCUGUUCUCGAGGAGAAGUUGUCGCGACUCUUCUUCCGACAAGUGGUCGAGACUGUGAGUGCGUGUCAUAAGGCGGGUGUUAUUCACCGGGAUAUAAAGGACGAGAACAUAUUGGUUGAUAUGCGCACCUAUACCCUCAAGAUUGUCGACUUCGGCUCCGGCGCCUACUUAAAGGACAGCGCGUACACCGACUUCGACGGAACGCGAGUAUAUUCACCGCCCGAGUGGAUCCGCCACAACCGAUAUCACGGCCGCUCAGCCACUGUCUGGUCGUUGGGAGUACUCCUCUAUGACAUGGUUUGCGGCGAUAUUCCCUUCGAGAAGGACUCCGACAUUCUCUCAGCGGACGUCCGUUUCCGGCGAAAGUUGUCGUCCGAAUGUCAAGAUCUGAUCCGAAAGUGCCUCUCAAUCUCGCCCUGCGAUCGACCAUCGCUUGAGGACAUCCUAUCCCACCCCUGGAUGUCAGCCAAGUUGGAGAGUGGCGUCUCGUCGGGAAUACCAGUCCAGAGCAGACGUACGCCCAUAGACUCGCAGUCUAUGUCAGACCAGUCGUCGACCAGCAGUCAAAACAGUCACGAAUCCAUUUGACCUGAAUUUGCGUUUAGGUUCAAAACAAUUAAUUAAAUUGAAUUCAUUUUCAUUUAUUUAUAUUUUAUUUCAUCCAUGCAUUAACUCAAUUGUAAAAUAUUGUAAAUAACUUGAGAAUAUUUUAGGAAAUUAUAUAUCAGUAAUUAAAUGACUGACAAAUGAAAGUAUAAAAUAUAGACUAAAUAUUUGUACAUUUUUUGCAACUAAUUAAACAUUUUUUCACUGC